CAACUUUACCGGUAGUCACCGGUUAAUCGGUUUUCCUCCACGCUCCUCUUAUAAUGACCAGUUCCGACCGUUGGCCCCCUCUGAAAAGACUUCUGAUCAUUGCUACGACAUACAACGAUAUCCCCAGAGAAUAGAGCGAGAAAAUUCUCAAGAAAGACCGAGGAAAUAUCAAAGAUAUCUUCCUUUUGUUUGUUCUGGAAUGAAAUUGGAAAAUGGUUGCUGAAGCAGAGAUUGUGUGCCAACAGAGCGCGACAGUGUUGGACGUUCAGUGUAUCUCAGCCUCUCAAACGGACUUAUAUACAUGAGAUUUGGGGUCUCAUACUUGGUAUACAUGAGAUUCGGCUGAUGGGUUUGUGUUACUUUUCAAUCUGAAAGCUAAGGAUAUUAAAGGCACGGACAAAGUUCUAGUUGCAACUCUUGAAUCUUCCACCCUGCCAUUUAUGCCUACUACCCGUUCUGGUAGCUUUGCUGACAUUGGUCCUCGAAGAUACAUGGAAGAUGAGCAUAUCCGUAUAGAUGAUCUAUCCUCGCACUUAGUAUCAGUUCUUAAGUUUCCCGAACAAAGUGCCUUUUAUGGGGUAUUUGACGGUCAUGGAGGGCCUGAAGCAGCAGCUUAUAUAAGAAAGAAUGUUAUUAGACUCUUUUUUGAAGAUGUCGACUUCCCCCAAGCAUCCGAAGUUGAUGAAGUUUUCUUAGAGGAGGUUGAGAAUUCACUACGGAAAGCAUUUCUUCUUGCUGACCUGGCCUUAGCAGAUGACUGCGGUGUGAGUAGUUCCUCAGGGACAACCGCUCUUACUGCUUUGAUAUUUGGAAGGAUUCUCUUGGUUGCCAAUGCUGGUGACUGCAGAGCAGUUCUCAGCCGGAAAGGAGUGGCAAUUGAUAUGUCUAAAGACCAUAGACCCAUUUAUCCAUCAGAAAGGAGGCGAGUUGAAGAGUUGGGUGGUUACAUUGAGGAUGGGUAUCUCAAUGGUGUUUUAUCAGUUAGUCGAGCCUUGGGGGACUGGGAUCUGAAGCUCCCUUCCAUUUCUUCUUCCCCUCUCAUUGCAGAUCCAGAGUUCCAGCAGAUGGUCCUGACUGAGGACGAUGAAUUCCUCAUCAUAGGGUGUGAUGGUAUUUGGGAUGUGAUGUCAAGUCAGCAGGCAGUUAGCCUUGUUCGUUGCGGGCUAAGUCGGCAUGAUGACCCAGAGCAGUGUGCAAGGGACCUUGUCAUGGAAGCCUUGCGUCUCAACACAUUUGACAAUCUCACUGUGAUUGUUGUAUGCUUCUCUUCUUUUGAUCACUGGGAGCUAUCACCACCUCGGCAACCAAAGUUGAGGUGCUGUAGCCUCUCUGCAGAGGCAAUUUGUGGCUUGAGGAGCUUGUUGGAUGGCAGUGCCAGCAGUUGAACGUAUUUUUUCGACUAAACUCAAACUGUUUUUGGCUGCUUCAGUUAGAUGGGAGAAAAAGCAGCAAGCAGUUUUGUUGGUGCUGAUUAUUUAGCUAUAUGUUGUUGACUCCCGGCUUAUGUACAUAACCAGCUUAUGCUGAUGUUGAUGUAGCGAUGUUCUGUAUUGAUACAUUGUGUGUCCAAAGUGCCCUGCUUUCUGAGAUAAUCCAUUUUUCAUUUGUGGUGUGUACCUUUUGUAUAUUCUUAAUAAAAGGUCUUAAUUUCUUCCUUGCU
This is a messenger RNA of Carya illinoinensis, 1660 nucleotides long. RefSeq names its product probable protein phosphatase 2C 2. Gene Ontology annotation, molecular function: cation binding; protein serine/threonine phosphatase activity. The transcript is spliced from 5 exons. Lineage: Eukaryota; Viridiplantae; Streptophyta; Magnoliopsida; Fagales; Juglandaceae. Gene Ontology annotation, biological process: protein dephosphorylation. The record is from RefSeq and is a predicted model, not a curated record. The coding region runs from base 441 to 1385 and encodes 314 amino acids.